This is a messenger RNA of Paramormyrops kingsleyae, 2589 nucleotides long. The record is from RefSeq and is a predicted model, not a curated record. NCBI's taxonomy places the organism in Eukaryota, Metazoa, Chordata, Actinopteri, Osteoglossiformes, Mormyridae.
CAUGUUGCCUUAUGUAGUUCGUUGAACAGAGUGCACUGGUGAUGGUUUCUGUCUAAAGAAGGAAACCGGCUAGACAGGGGCAGGCUGGAAUUCUCUCUAAACUUAUUAUUCUACGAGCGACAUUAACUUAGUGUAUAAAGUGGACGUGCAGCCCUGGUGUGUCAUAAUGGGGAGUGAUGCAUUAUGGGAGUGAGUUUUGCCUGCAGGUAGAAACCCCGAACUGGGCUUAGAGUCAUUGGGGAGAAGACCGGGCCGCAACAAACAGUAAUUUGACAUUCUGCAGGUGAUGCUGAGAAACCGCCGUUCUUGCAGCCCCAAUAAGGGGGCCUACGUUAGCCGCAGCCCAACCAGACAGCCCCGUGUAAAGGGGGGCAGUUAUGACUGUGAGCUGAUUCAGGUCAUGAGGGAAAGGGAUGAGAUGCAUGGCAUGCUGGGGAAAUAUGAACGGCACCUGUCAGAGAUCCAGGGUAAUGUGAAGGUCCUCACCGCUGACCGCGAUAAGACCUCCAUGUUAUACCAGCAGGCCCAGGAGGAGAUAGCUCAGCUCCACCAGGAGCUCCUGAGGUCAAAGCGGACCAGUUCUCCAAGGAGCAGUGUGAUGGCCCAGAAUAUUCUGAGACGCGUGGAAGCUGAACGGGAUGAAGCAGCGGCUGACCUUCGGCGCAUGACUAUGGAGAGAGACAGCUUGAGGGAGAGGCUGAAGAUCUCACACGAGACCUCCAUCAGCGAGCGUGCACACCUGGAGCAGAGGGUGGAGGAUCAGCGUCACACUAUCGCCAAGCUGGAGCAGGAGAGAGCAGAGGAGAGGGACAGGCAGGCCACGCUGAGGGAGGCCAUGAUGAACCUGGAAGAGGAGAUUCACACCAUGGGGCUCAAGAUGGCCGCCACAGAGGAGGAGCUGAGCAGAACCAAGGCAGAGUGCAGCAUGCUGAGGUUAUCCAGUAGCCAGAUGGAAGCGGCUCUGACUGACGCCCAGAACAAGCUUUCGACCCAGAUAGCGGAGCUGCACAGGAGACAGGGGAGGAGCAGCCAGCUGGAGGAGCAGAAUGAAUCCAUGCUACGUCAGCUCAGUGAUCUCAGACAGCAGCUCACCGCUCAGAAAACCUCUGUAGAUGUACUGAACCAGAGCAGACAUGCUCUACAGGAGCAGCUGGAGUUGAAGAGCGGGCUGCUCUCCUCAGCCAAUCAGGAACUAGAGCUGAAGAGCAGGCUGCUCUCCUCAGCCAAUCAGCAGCUAGAGGUGAAAAACGAGAUUCUCUCUUCGCUCAGUCGGGAGGUGGAGUUGAAGAGCGAGAUGAUCUCCUCUGCCAAUCAGCAGCUGGAGAUGAAAAGUGAACUGCAUUCUUUGGCCAAUCAACAGCUGGAUGACAAGGAGAAGAGUUUGAGAUGUCUGGAGCUCUCAGUUGAGGAGCUAAAAGACUCAGUAAGGAAGCUUCAGGAGAUGCUGGACCAGCAGGAGCAGGACCUGGAGGGAGCGCAGAAGGCAAAGGAAGCGACUCUGAGGGAGAAUAAACAGCUUCAAGAUAACUUGGACAAGGCUCGCAUCAACUCUCAAACUCUGCAGUUCAAGGUGGAAGAUUCCAACCAGGAGGUGAUGGAACUCAAGAGGAAGAUCCAGAGCUAUGUGGCUGAUGCUUCCCGAGUGCAGCGCCUCCUGGUGGCCAAGGAGAAGGAAUGCCAGGAGCUGCAGGAGGACCGACGCUGUGCUGAGGAGGAGGUGCAGCAGGCGGAGACGGCCGCUGAGGAGGUGCGUGUGGAGCUGCUGGGCUCAGAGACUGAGAAGCGGAGACUCCAGGGCCGGGCGGAGGACCUGGAGGCCAAGCUGCAGGAGGCGCAGCGCCAUUUGCACUCCUGCCGCUCGGAGGUGGAGCUGCUGCGCAGACAGCUGUCCAGCGAGCGUCUGUCCCUGCGCAGCCUAGAGACCACAUUGCUGUCCAGUUGCAGGAUGGAGAUGGAGCAGCAGCUCAGCUCCCCGGACAGGAACGAGGAGAUCGAGCAGCUGAGGGACCAGCUCGCUGCUGCGGAGAGCAGGGCGAGCAGCCAGAACCGGGAGGUGAUCCAUCUGAAAACCCGGUCAGCUCACCUGGAGGCUGACCUUAAGAUGACCAAGAAGCAACUCGAGACGGAACGCUUGGAAAGGGAGCAGGCUGUCCAGGAGCUGCGUCAUCAGGGCCUGCCGCCUUCCCCCCCGCUGGCUGGUGACUCCCAUAACCAGCGAGCUUCCCAGUCCCUUGAGCGGGACUACCACAGUGCCCCUGGCCACCUAGGGUAUGAGCGGUCCCCAGUCAGGGGUGUGACGUUCCAGGACCUGCACUAUUAAACCGGGAUGUCAUCAACAGCCGCCCCUCGGGCUCCGCGCAGAAAAGAUGGAUGGCUCUUCUGUUGAAUUUAUUUCCCAGGAAAUUCGGAGUUUUAGUAUUUUUACUAGAUAUGUAGGACGUGACUGCAAAUAAAGCACGAUUUUAUGAAAUAAUGAUUGUCAUCCACGUUGUUUGAACUGAAUGAUAUUUCUUUAUCGUAUUUUUGUAGUAGAAAAACCUUCCUUGCGUUAUAACAAUGACGCUAAACAUGAUAAACCUUCAAAUUAUU